Messenger RNA from Triticum aestivum (bread wheat), 3376 nucleotides. Its product is annotated as protein ROS1A. The transcript is spliced from 8 exons. Gene Ontology annotation, biological process: chromosomal 5-methylcytosine DNA demethylation pathway; base-excision repair. Lineage: Eukaryota; Viridiplantae; Streptophyta; Magnoliopsida; Poales; Poaceae. The record is from RefSeq and is a predicted model, not a curated record. Gene Ontology annotation, molecular function: DNA demethylase activity; 4 iron, 4 sulfur cluster binding; DNA N-glycosylase activity. The coding region runs from base 1068 to 2540 and encodes 490 amino acids.
GACAGUAGGAAGACCCAGAAACUCAGAAGCAAACUAAGGCAGAACACUAGCAGUGAGAACAGCUGCAGCACGAGCAUCAUCAUCAAGCCACUGGGUGUAAACAGACAAAGCACCAUGAUACGUCUGAAGAGCCUCCUCAUAAGCCAAAACCCUCUCAUCAUAAGCACGAUCAGCAGCCUCAUCAGCAAGCUUAGCCGCAUCCUUGGCGGCCUGAUUAGCGUCCGUAGGAAGAACCGGUGGAGUCGGCGGAGUAGGGGCCACCGGAGGAACCGGACGUGGCGGACAGCAGACCUCGCCAGAAAGAACACCCCAGAGACGGAUGCCACGCAUGUGAAUGCGCAUGAAGCCAGCGAACUCGGUGUAGUUAGUACCAUCGAAGAUCACCGGACAGCGAGGGACAGCAACAUAGCCCGAUGCAGCAGACAUUUUUUUUAACAGAAGGCAGACGUUCAGGAGUCCCGAUCUGCAGCAGCGGCGGGCGGCUCGAUCAGAAGUGGACGAGCCUCGGAAGCAGAAGCUCGAUCUGGCCUCGAGCGGAAGAUAGGGCGGGGCAGAGCAGGCCGAUCCAAUCGGGAGAUAAAGGGGCCGCAGGCAACACCAGAUCCGAGCGGACGACGAGUUGGAGCAGACGACGAGCGGGUGGCUUCGAUCCGAGCUCGAGCACAAGUCUGGCAAGGAGCGAAGGAACGGAAUGGGCGGACGGCUUCGAUCCAAUCGGGGGCUGCGGGCGACGAGUUGGAGCAGGCUUCGAUCCAAGCUCGAGUAGAAGUUGGCAAGGAGCGAUGGAGCGGAACCGGCUUCGAUCCUGGCGACUUCGAUCCGAGCUCGAGUAGAGGUCGGGCAAAAAAAAGUGGGCGGCUUCGAUCCCGGCGACUUCGUGUCGAGCAGAGAGGAGAUCGAGGAGACCGGCUUGCGUCGAUCCAGUCAAUCGGGGGGAAGAGUGGACCGGACGUGAGGAACCGGCCGGCACCACGGGAGGAUCAAUCACACGAGUUGCGGCGUGGAAAAAAUUGACCUAGCUCUAAUACCAUGUUAGGAAUAAGCAACUUGUAUUCCCAUGAGGCCAUAUGCCGAUAUAUAUACAUGUACAGGUGUGGAACAUAUGCAGGAAACCCUUUAUACAACGGGAUAAAUACAAAGGGGUACAUGACUCAUAUUAUAACUCUAACAUGAAUAAAGAUGUGUUGCUUGAUCUAAACAGAACUUAUCAGGCUUAUGCCUCCUAUCUCCAGAAUGGCCAUGUGGAUUUUCCGUUUGUCAGCCAUCUGGACAAUUCAUUCUGCACAGGCCUUGAUAGCAUGUUUCAUCCAAAUAUUACACAACCUGAGGCUAGUUUUUAUCAGUUACCAUCUGCUUCUAGCAUGUCCAACAGAAAUAAAACCAGAGAGGCUGAUUGUUCAAGCAAUGUUCUAUAUUGUAUGGACGAGUCACUAGUCCAGCAGAAGUCCCAUUUUCCUACCGAGCCUUCGCAAAAUGGGAAUUUUUCACCAAUAAUGAAACAAAACUUUCAGCCAUUAAUUAGUUCAGUGGAUGAGUCACUUUCUAAAGAACAGUUAUUUUGCGAAUACAAAUUUUCAAGCAAGGACAUUGAAGCUCCAUUUGCGCAACAGCAUGAGUGUUCAAAUUCGCAAGAGGUAUACAGAACAAGGGCAAAGCAAAUGGGUGGUCAGUCAGGAUGCAGCCAACCCCAACUGGGAAACAAUAUCAAACUUCAGGCAGAAACAUGUGAAAAUUAUUGUUCUUCAAACUUGUGUGAAAACCAGAAUGCUCAUUCACAGGUCUCACAGGGAGUUGCAGAUCCCAUAAGGAAAUCAAAAGUUAGUCGAAAAGGUUCAUCGGAAGUUCCUACAGAUGAAUCAAAAGGAAAGACGGUGUGUGGGCCUACAGAGGAAACUUAUGAUUGGGAAAAAAUACGAAAAGAAUUGUUCGGCAAUAAUGGAGAUAAACCAAGAAGUCCUAAUACAAAAGAUUCGGUUGAUUGGGAAGCAGUACGGCAAGCAGAUGUGAAAGCCAUAUCUGAAACCAUUAGAGAGCGAGGACUGAACAAUAUGCUAGCAGGCCGAAUAAAAGAAUUUCUAAACCGAUUGGUGAGAGACCAUGGAAGCAUUGAUCUUGAAUGGCUGAGAGAUCUCGAACCAGAAAAAGCAAAGGAGUUCCUUCUAAGCAUUAGAGGGCUUGGACUCAAAAGUACUGAGUGUGUUCACCUUUUGACACUACGUCAUGUAGCUUUUCCGGUGGACACAAAUGUUGCUCGGAUAUGUGUCAGGCUUGGCUGGGUGCCUCUUCAACCUCUGCCUGACUCUCUUCAACUGCACCUAUUGAAACUUUAUCCCGUGCUGGACCACAUACAGAAAUAUCUUUGGCCUCGACUAUGCAAGCUUGACCAGUUUACUUUGUACGAGCUUCACUACCAAAUGAUAACUUUUGGAAAGGUUUUCUGUACCAAAAUUAAGCCUAACUGCAAUGCAUGCCCCAUGAGAGCUGAGUGUAAGCACUUCGCUAGUGCAUUUGCAAGGGGUUGUAUGCGUGAGGGGCUUUGACAGGAGACAGAGGGCACCAAGACCGCUUAAUGCAGGGUUACAUUUACCUGCAACAAAGGUUACAAGAGAUAAAAGGCGUGCAGCAGCCAAAGAGGAGGAAUAAGCCAUUGAGAUAGAGGAAAAGAAAGCAUACAUGCAAGAUUCAAACCUAAAUAAUCAUAGUAUUGCUUUUAGUUUUCUUUUCUUCCGCUGCGUUCACUAAAUCCGUUGAUAUUUUGUGUUUCUCAUGCCAUGUGAGUCCAACAUACCUUUGUCCGUCAGCCUUUUUCUGGUCAUUGUCCUCUCUAUAGGAUUUCUGUGGCCUCUCUUUGCAUUGUUGAUCUAAGCCCAUUCUCUUGCCGCCGAGCUUCUUUCGCCGUCGACUUUCAUGGGCCAUGAUUCUUUAAGCAAUGCUUCUUCUCUUGAUGUGCCAUCUUCUUUUGAUAACCCAUCUUCUCUUGAUAUUUCUAUUGUAUCUUCUAUUGAUGCGUUGUCUUCCUCUGAUGUGCCAUCAAAUCGUUAUCCCCUUUGGCGACUCGACAGGUUUUGAAGACUCUUCAUGAUACGACGACACUCUCAAGACGCGGAUUUGGAUUAUCAUUUUUUUUAGUAUUACGCUUCUUCUAAUGUAAUGCUAUUGCAUAGGCAUUUGAGUGGGGGGUGUUAAGGAGUAUUAGUAUUGGUCUAUGAGUCCUUAUUAGUCUAUGUUUAGUUUCCUUGCACCUCAAGUCAUGUGUAAUAUAUAUAAGCCCCUUGGGCCUUCAAUAAAGAUAAGUUGCUUAACAUGGUAUCGGAGCUAAGGUCUUGAGUUCAAAUCCUGACUUUCGCAAUUUAUUAAAAAUUGCUGAUAGCCCCCC